AUGUUUAGCGGUCCAGCUUUCCUUCGCCGUAUUCUCGCACAUCCAGAUCGACAUAAAUACGUUUUGAGCUCAUUACAAUAUGUUGGGGUUGGCUCAACACCUGUACACUCAGAUUUCUUACGCAUGCUCGAAGCAGAACUUCGAAUUGGUCGCAUCGGUCAAGAAUAUGGUCUGACCGAGAGCGGAACCUUUCUCAGUAGUACUCUCUACGUCGAUUAUGACGAUGAUCGACGCCAUACAUCAAUUGGUCGGUGUGUGCCACAUAUUGAGCUCAAAAUCGCUAGCAACGAUGGAACAACACUUCCGAUCGGAUCUGAAGGAGAAAUAUGGGCUCGUGGUUAUUCGGUUAUGCGUGGCUACUAUAAUGAUCCUGAGCAAACGGCAAACGCCAUAACUAAUAAUGGAUGGCUUCGAACCGGUGACCUAGCCAGUAUGGAUGAGGAGGGAUAUUUGUUCUUCGUCGGCCGAAAAAAGGAGAUGGUUAUUCAAGCCGGUGUCAAUAUUUAUCCACUAGAAAUUGAGCGAGCUAUUUAUGAACAUCCAAGCGUAGCCGAGGUUUACGUGUUUGGCAUUCCCGAUCCUCUCAUAGAUGAAGUUUCGGAUACGAUAAAAAAACGUAUGUAUGUUGAAAUCCCAUUUAUUGGACAAAAAAAACAUGCAAUGAAAAAGAAAGUCAUAUAUCUAUCAAACAAUUUACGUUCUGAUCUUCAUGGUGGUGAUUUUUUUACAAAACCACCACCAUCAGUAUAUUUUUUCACAAUAAAGAUCCGAUUGUCAAACAUACGUACAUUGGCAAGACGGAAAGCAAUGCAUACGACAUAUGCCUGA
Molecule: messenger RNA, 828 nt
Organism: Rotaria sp. Silwood2
Lineage: Eukaryota; Metazoa; Rotifera; Eurotatoria; Philodinida; Philodinidae
Source: the annotation of a GenBank genome assembly